Molecule: messenger RNA, 5806 nt
Organism: Brassica napus (rape)
Lineage: Eukaryota; Viridiplantae; Streptophyta; Magnoliopsida; Brassicales; Brassicaceae
Exons: 1
Coding region: 1770-2081 (103 amino acids)
Source: RefSeq, a predicted model, not a curated record
CACAUUUUAUUUAACCUUAAACUGCAUUACUUAAUUUGUUAUGUUCACUUGAAAAUACGUUUACUUUGUGUUUGAGUGUUUAAUCUCUUAUAAAUAUGAGACAAAAUUUCAUUCUAAAAUACCAGAUACAAACCUUUUAAUAUAUUAUACUAGUAACAUUUGCCACUUAUUUUGAAAGCAUUGGCAAAAUGGCUCACACUUCCUCCCGAACUACAAUCGUAUUCAUUGUUGUUGCUUUGGUUUGUGCAUUCGUUCCUGCAUUCUCUGUUGAAGAAGCUGAAGCAAAAUUACUAUGGGAUACAUGUCUUCUUAGAAUCAGUCCAAAAUGUGCGUUGGAAAUAAUUGGUGCUGGCUUUGAAAAUUUAACCAUAACUGAUGCAUGUUGUUAUGAUCUUGUUCAAGAAGUAAAAAUGUGUCACGAUACUCUUAUCAAAUAUAUUGCUGAGAAGCCACACUUAGUUGCCCACGAAACAGAGUACUUGAAGAAAAGUGAUGCUUUGUGGACUCAUUGUGUCUCAAUUUCGCAAACUGCUUAAAAAUAUGUUAUGCUUGUAUUAUUCUGAUUAACAAAAAUUGUAUUCAACUAUCGUUAAAUUUUCUUUGAUCAAAAAUAGUGGAUCAAACAACAUGCAAUAUAAAACGACCAUCAAGUGAAUCUCAUUCUAAAUGAAUCAAUACAAAUAUUAACUCAACUGAAAAACAAUGCGCUAUCCAUACAAGAUUGUUAAACUAAUAACAAGACAUAUAUUAAUAAUUUCAAAAAAAUAUUACUUAAUUAGUUUGAUUUAACGUAUCUUUAAUUUUAAAAUUUAAUUUUCAUCUAAGAUGUCAAUCAUUAUUUUUACAUACAGUGAAAAUUAUCUUGAUAAUUUAAAACAAGAAGCUAAGAAAAUAUCUAAUGUUUCACCUUUGAAACCUUAGAGUUUAAUAUUACAUGCUAAAGUAAUGACUUGGGAAAAACAAUUUUUUGAAUACUCAUUAAAUAGACUAUUUUUUAAAUACGAUUAUUUAUAAAGAAAACAAUGAGACUGGAUGUAAUCAUGCAAAAGAACAAUAUCCUAUGACUAGUAAGUAGAUAAUAACUUAUGCCAAUGAUAUUUGGAUGGAGCGAAUGAAUUUGAGUUUUAGAUCGAUCACAAAAGUUUUGGAAACCAAAUUGUGCACAUUUUUUUAUCUUCAAAUUUUUUAACUGAUAACAACCCAUUAAGUUUGGCAUUUAAUAGUUUAAUUCAAAUAUUUGUUUUGUAAUGUAUAAACUAUUUUUGGUUUAGCUAUUUAAUUUGUUUUAGUAGUGUAGUAAAUUCUUACAAAAUAAUGAUACGUGUUAUAGGACAAUUCAUACGCGAUUAAAUUCACAUUCGUAAACCAAAAUUUCUGUAAAAUGAUGGAGCAUGUUAACAUUUACAGAAAAUAAAGAAUAGGUAUAAACAAGGGCUAAAUUCGAUUGGUAGGUUAUUUUUUAACAACAAAAUAACUUUAAACAUUAAUAAUUUAGAAAUGUGUUAUUUGAUAGUAUUUAGUUUAAAUAAUAAGUAUAUUUGUUUCUCUAAAUUUACUAAAUAUGUUAGAGAAAACUCUUAUUAACAGUCACAUUUUAUUUAACGUUAAACUGCAUUUUGUUAUGUUCACUUGAAAAUACGUUUAGUUUGUGUUUCAGUGUUUAAUCUCUUAUAAAUAUGAGACAAAAUUUCAUUCUAAAAUACCAGAUACAAACAUUUUAAUAUAUUAUACUAAUAACAUUUGCCACUUAUUUUGAAAGCAUUGGCAAAAUGGCUCACACUUCCUCCCGAACUACUAUCAUAUUCAUUGUUGUUGCUUUGGUUUGUGCAUUCGUUCCUGCAUUCUCUGUUGAAGAAGUUGAAGCAAAAUUACUAUGGGAUACAUGUCUUCUUAAAAUCAGUCCAAAAUGUGCGUUGGAAAUAAUUGGUGCUCUCUUUGAAAAUUUAACCAUCCCUGAUGCAUGUUGUCAAGAUCUUGUUCAAGAAGGAAAAAUGUGUCACGAUACUCUUAUCAAAUAUAUUGCUGAGAAGCCACACUUAGUUUCCCACGAAACAGAGUAUUUGAAGAAAAGUGAUGCUUAGUGGACUCAUUGUGUCUCAAUUUCGUAAACUGCUUUAAAAUAUGUUAUGCUUGUAUUAUUCUGAUUAACAAAAAUUGUAUUCAACUAUCGUUAAAUUUUCUUUGAUAAAAAAUCGUGGAUUAAACAACAUGCAGUAUAAAACGACCAUCAAGUGAAUCCCAUUCUUAAUGAAUCAAUACAAAUAUUAACUCAAUUGAAAAACAAUGCUCUAUCCAUUCAAGAUUGUUAAACUAAUAACAAGACAUAUAUUAAUCAUUUCAAAAAAUAUUACUUAAUUAGUUUGAUUUAACGUAUCUUUAAUUUUAAAAUUUAAUUUUCAUCUAAGAUGUCAAUCAUUAUUUUUACAUACAGUGAAAAUUAUCUUGAUAAUUUAAAACAAGAAGCUAAGAAAAUAUCUAAUGUUUCACCUUUGAAACCUUAGAGUUUAAUACUACAUGCUAAAGUAAUUACAUGGGAAAAACAAUUUUUUGAAUACUCAUUUAAUAGACUAUUUUGCAAAUACGAUCAUUUAUAAAGUAAACAAUGAGACUGGAUGUAAUAAUGCAAAAGAACAAUAUCCUAUGACUAAUAAGUAGAUAAUAACUUAUGCCAAUGAUAUUAGGAUGGAGCGAAUGAAUUUGAGUUUUAGAUCGAUCACAAAAGUUUUGGAAACCAAAUUGUGCAAUUUUUUUAUUUCAUUUUUUAAAAUUUGUAGAUUUGGCUUCAAAUUUUUUAACAGAUUACAAUCCUUUAAGUUUGAAAUUUAAUAGUUUAAUUCAAAUAUUUGUUUUGUCAGUUCCAGUUUCCGUUAUAUAAAAUUAUACCUAUAUAAUGUAUAAACUAUUUUUGGUUUAGCUAUUUAAUUUUUUUUAGUAGUAAAUUCUUACAAAAUAAUGAUACAUGUUAUAUGACAAUUCAUACUCGAUUAAAUUCACGUUCGUAAACCAGAAUUUCUGUAAAAUGAUGGAGCAUGUUAACAUUUACAGAAAAUAAAGAAUAGGUAUAAACAAUGGCUAAAUUUGAUGGGUAGGUUAUUUUUUAACAAAAAAAAUAACUUUAAACAUUAAUAAUUUAGAAAUGUGUUAUUUGAUAGUAUUUAGUUUAUAAUAUGUAUAUUUGUUUCUCUAAAUUUUCUAAAUAUGUUAGAGAAAACUCUUAUUAACGGUCACAUUUUAUUUAACCUUAAACUGCAUUACUUAAUUUGUUAUGUUCACUUGAAAAUACGUUUACUUUGUGUUUGAGUGUUUAAUAUCUUAUAAAUAUGAGACAAAAUUUCAUUCUAAAAUACCAGAUACAAACCUUUUAAUAUAUUAUACUAGUAACAUUUGCCACUUAUUUUGAAAGCAUUGGCAAAAUGGCUCACACUUCCUCCCGAACUACAAUCGUAUUCAUUGUUGUUGCUUUGGUUUGUGCAUUCGUUCCUGCAUUCUCUGUUGAAGAAGCUGAAGCAAAAUUACUAUGGGAUACAUGUCUUUUUAGAAUCAGUCCAAAAUGUGCGUUGGAAAUAAUUGGUGCUGGCUUUGAAAAUUUAACCAUCACUGAUGCAUGUUGUUAUGAUCUUGUUCAAGAAGUAAAAAUGUGUCACGAUACUCUUAUCAAAUAUAUUGCUGAGAAGCCACACUUAGCUGCCCACGAAACAGAGUACUUGAAGAAAAGUGAUGCUUUAUGGACUCAUUGUGUCUCAAUUUCGCAAACUGCUUAAAAAUAUGUUAUGCUUGUAUUAUUCUGAUUAACAAAAAUUGUAUUCAACUAUCGUUAAAUUUGCUUUGAUCAAAAAUAGUGGAUCAAACAACAUGCAAUAUAAAACGACCAACAAGUGAAUCUCAUUCUAAAUGAAUCAAUACAAAUAUUAACUCAACUGAAAAACAAUGCGCUAUCCAUACAAGAUUGUUAAACUAAUAACAAGACAUAUAUUAAUAAUUUCAAAAAAAUAUUACUUAAUUAGUUUGAUUUAACGUAUCUUUAAUUUUAAAAUUUAAUUUUCAUCUAAGAUGUCAAUCAUUAUUUUUACAUACAGUGAAAAUUAUCUUGAUAAUUUAAAACAAGAAGCUAAGAAAAUAUCAAAUGUUUCACCUUUGAAACCUUAGAGUUUAAUAUUACAUGCUAAAGUAAUGACUUGAGAAAAACAAUUUUUUGAAUACUCAUUAAAUAGACUAUUUUUUAAAUAUGAUUAUUUAUAAAGAAACCAAUGAGACUGGAUGUAAUCAUGCAAAAGAACAAUAUCCUAUGACUAGUAAGUAGAUAAUAACUUAUGCCAAUGAUAUUUGGAUGGAGCGAAUGAAUUUGAGUUUUAGAUCGAUCACAAAAGUUUUGGAAACCAAAUUGUGCACAUUUUUUUAUCUUCAAAUUUUUUAACUGAUAACAACCCAUUAAGUUUGGCAUUUAAUAGUUUAAUUCAAAUAUUUGUUUUGUAAUGUAUAAACUAUUUUUGGUUUAGCUAUUUAAUUUGUUUUAGUAGUAAAUUCUUACAAAAUAAUGAUACGUGUUAUAGGACAAUUCAUACUCGAUUAAAUUCACAUUCGUAAAACAAAAUUUCUGUAAAAUGAUGGAGCAUGUUAACAUUUACAGAAAAUAAAGAAUAGGUAUAAACAAGGGCUAAAUUCGAUUGGUAGGUUAUUUUUUAACAACAAAAUAACUUUAAACAUUAAUAAUUUAGAAAUGUGUUAUUUGAUAGUAUUUAGUUUAAAUAAUAAGUAUAUUUGUUUCUCUAAAUUUACUAUUUAUGUUAGAGAAAACUCUUAUUAACAGUCACAAUUUAUUUAACGUUAAACUGCAUUUUGUUAUGUUCACUUGAAAAUACGUUUAGUUUGUGUUUCAGUGUUUAAUCUCUUAUAAAUAUGAGACAAAAUUUCAUUCUAAAAUACCAGAUACAAACAUUUUAAUAUAUUAUACUAAUAACAUUUGCCACUCAUUUUGAAAGCAUUGGCAAAAUGGCUCACACUUCCUCUCGAACUACUAUCGUAUUCAUUGUUGCUGCUUUGGUUUGUGCAUUCGUUCCUGCAUUUUCUUUUGAGAAAGCUGAAGCAAAAUCACUAUGGGAUACAUGUCUUCUUAAAAUCAGUCCAAAAUGUGCGUUGGAUAUAAUUGGUGCUGUCUUUGAAAAUUUAACCAUCACUGAUGCAUGUUGUCAUGAUCUUGUUCAAGAAGGAAAAAUGUGUCACGAUACUCUUAUCAAAUAUAUUGCUGAGAAGCCACACUUAGUUUCCCACGAAACAGAGUAUUUGAAGAAAAGUGAUGCUUUGUGGACUCAUUGUGUCUCAAUUUCGCAAACUGCUUAAAAAUAUGUUAUGCUUGUAUUGUUCUGAUUAACAAAAAUUUUAUUCAACUAUCAUUAUAUUUUCUUUGAUCAAAAAUUAUGGAUCAAACAACAUGCAAUAUAAAACGACCAUCAAGUGAAUCUCAUUCUAAAUGAAUCAAUACAAAUAUUAACUCAACUGAAAAACAAUGUGUUAUCCAUACAAGAUUGUUAAACUAAUAAAAAGACAUAUGUGAAUAAUUUCAAAAAAUAUUGCUUAAUUAGUUUGAUUUAACGUAUCUUUCAUUUUAAAAUUUAAUUUUCACCUAAGAUGUCAAUCAUUAUUUUUAAACACACUAAAAAUUAUCUUGAUAAUUUAAAAUUAGAAGCUAAAAAAACAUCUAAUGUUUCACCUUUGAAACCUUUAAGUUUAGUAGUACAUGCUAAAAUAAUGGCUUCGAAAAAAAACUAUUUUGAUUACUCAUGUUGUCGACGAUUUUGUAAAUAUGAUC